Molecule: messenger RNA, 1239 nt
Organism: Trichoderma citrinoviride
Lineage: Eukaryota; Fungi; Ascomycota; Sordariomycetes; Hypocreales; Hypocreaceae
Exons: 2
Coding region: 1-1239 (412 amino acids)
Molecular function (GO): dipeptidase activity
Source: RefSeq, a predicted model, not a curated record
AUGGCGGCCAAGGUUGACCUUGAACAAGCCCGUCAGCUCGUCAACACCCGCCUCGACGAGCUCAACCCGCAACUCCGCACCGUCAACAAAUCCAUCCACGAGAACCCCGAACUCGCCUACCAUGAAUUCCAGGCGCACGACACAAUCACCGCCUUCCUGGAGAAACUAGGCUUCGACGUGAAGCGCAAGACGUGGGGCCUGGACACCAGCUUCGAGGCCACAAUCGGCUCGGGAGGCCGCCAGGUCGUCGUCUGCUGCGAGUACGACGCUCUGCCUGACAUUGGACACGGCUGCGGCCACAACCUGAUUGCCACCUCUUCGCUGGCUGCGUUCCUCGGUGCGGCUCACGCGCUGUCUCAAUUGGGCGCCCCGGGGAGGUUGAGGAUCCUGGGGACGCCUGCCGAGGAGGGAGGCGGCGGCAAGGCAAAGCUGAUUGACGCGGGUGCGUUCAGUCCCGCCGAGGACAUUGCCGCGUCGAUCAUGGCUCACCCGAUAUCUGUCAAUCUCAUGAACUACGGGGGAAGAAGCGGCGUCUCUGGCGUGGCGGGAUUCAACCUCAUCGCGAGCCACAAGUUCCGGGUUGAGUUUAGGGGAGUCCCGGCACACGCCGCUGGCGAGCCUUGGAACGGCGUCAACGCGUUGGACGCUGCUGUGGCGGCGUAUAACAACAUCUCCAUGCUGCGCCAGCAGAUUCGGCCUGACGAGAGGAUACAUGGCGUUAUCGAGGUGGGCGGCACGGUGCCCAAUGUCAUUACUGAUUACACGCGCAUGAACUGGUAUAUCCGGAGUCCGACCAGUCAACGGGGAGAAUUGCUUGUGAAGAGGGUAAAGGCCUGCAUAGAGGCAGCAGGAGCGGCAACUGGUUGCCAAGUCAACUAUAUCCCAGCCGCGACGUACGAGCACGUCAUCUCCAAUCCCACUCUAUGCAAAGCAUAUGUCGAAGACAUGAGCAAGCUGGGCGAAAAGGUCGAAAUCACUUUACCUGAGAGCUUCAACGCCUCGACCGACAUGGGCAACGUGACGCACGUGGUGCCUGGUAUUCAUGGCGGCUUUGGCAUCGAGACGGGACCAAACGUCUCGCUGCACAGCCGUGAGUUUGCCGCUGCUGCGGGUACGGAUGAGGCGCACGAGGUGGCGAUGAAGAGCGGCAAGGGCAUGGCGAUGCUGGCUUUGAGGGUGUUGCUUGAUGACGAGGUUGCGGAGAGGGCGCGGGCGGACUUUGACAAGAGGUAUGAGUAG